Messenger RNA from Blepharisma stoltei, 16069 nucleotides. The record is from the annotation of a GenBank genome assembly. NCBI's taxonomy places the organism in Eukaryota, Ciliophora, Heterotrichea, Heterotrichida, Blepharismidae.
AUGUUGUCUUCAGUAGUGUCUCAAAGCGGCACAGUAAUCAAGAAAACCCCCUCAAAACUGAUUGAGGACCAGCUUUCAGGGCGCUCCCUCUCAGACAUUCACAGAAACCCAGAAAUCAUCCAAUUCUUGAACAUCGCAGACUGUUCAAACUAUCCAAAUACCAAUGUCCCUCUCGAGGAGCCUCUAUUUCAGCCCGAACCCACCGUCAUUCAAUUCGCCAACUACGAGCCUCUGGAUACCAAAGAAGUCAUCCUCCACCUUCGCAAUAAAGACCAGGUUUCCCGCAGGGUGAAGCUCAUCCCUCCCGAUUCUCGGCUUUUUACCAUUGUGCGAUCCAAGGCUGACGCUCAGUCGAACAAAGGCACCAAGGUCGCUCCAGGAAUGGUCACUGAUUUCAUUAUUCAGUUUACGCCAGAGGCCAAAGUUGACUAUUCCUAUGACCUUGUGGUCGUCACUGAGAGAGAAAAAUUCGUCGUCCCUAUUAGGUGCUUACUAUCCCCCUCCGUGAGAGAACAAAAAUUUUGUUAGCUCAUAUAAUUUAUAAAAAUGCAAACUAGAGAUUUCAUUAUAAAAAUUAUCACUUAUAUCAAAUUAUUUAUUUCAUAAACAUUUUUUGUUCGUCACAGAGGAAGGGUUUUUGGGCAAAAAAUAGGGAUUCUUCCAAUGGUUAUGUUCGCUCACGGAGGGAGAAAGUAGGACAAAGGGCGAUGAUUUCUUUCCCUGAUGUCGUCAAUUUUGGGGUUUGCCCAGUUAAGCAUGUAACAGAAAGGCCGGUGGUUAUUAGAAAUGUUGGAGAAAAGGCUAGCAAGUGGGUGCUGAAAAUGCAGCCACCUUUUAAUGCAGAAAAAACUGAAGGCUUUUUGGAGGUGGGGCAAGUAGACCAAGUGAUCAUGAAGUUUUUCGCCCAAGAAAGCAGAGCUUAUGAAGAAGAAAUGGUUUUGUCCUAUGACACCUUAGAAGCCUAUGUAAAGAUAAUUGCAGAAGCCCAGAAUGACCCCAACGUCUACCUCAGCAAGACUUUUAUUGACUUAAAAAAAGCCUACAUCACCCUGAGUUCUCAAGACUCCCUAAAAAUCAUUAAUAAAAGUGAUGUCCCAGUCGAGUUUGAAUGGAGAGCUUUUGCAAACGACAGAGAAGAGUACGACAAAAAGACCAAGCUAAUCCUGCAACUGUCCCAAGAAGAAGCUGAAGAAAGGAUGAUGAUUGAAGAAAACUUAGAAAUCGAAGAAGAAGUGGAAAGCCUCGAUAGCGAUGACUCAUAUGACGACUUAGAAAACAAAAAUCUAAAAGAAAGAAAGCUACAAAUUGCUUUGGCUACCUUAGAAAGGAAAUAUAUGAAUAUUAGGAAAGCAGUGGAAGACGACCUUAUGCUAUUUCAAGACGAUAUUUUCAAAAUUGAGCCUCAAAAAGGAAAAAUUUGGCCAAAUGGGGAGCUGGAAAUUACUGUGAUGUUCUGUCCUCAAAGCGCUCUGCAUUAUACCUGCACAGCAUACUGCAAUGUGACGUGCUCUGAAGAAAGACUCCCGCUGACGCUUGAAGCUAUUGGAAUUGGUCCAGAAGCCUUGCUGAGCACAAGUGAAUACGAUAUUGGCGACGUCUUUGUGAACGACAUGAAAGACAUCCCACACAUUUUUAUCGAAAACCAAGGCGCAAUUGAAGCAAAAUACACAAUUCUGCAGUCUGACACCCCAUUUGGGUCGAAAUUCAAAUUUGAACAGUACGAAGGCACACUGGGAACUUCAGAAUACAACAGAAAGCAACCCUUGAAAAUUAAAUUUUGCAGUGACUUGAUGGGCGAGUUUUCAGAAACUUUUAGAAUCCAACUUGUAGGGUCGUCUGAAGAGCUGUCACUAACACUUAAAGGACACGUAAUGCCGCCUUCAUUUAAAUUUGAUAAAGAUGAAAUUAACUUUGGUGAAGUUUCCUACCAGUUCCCAUAUAGUGAUAUUAUAAGGAUCCAGAACACUUCAAGAGUAGCCUUCACUUACCACAUCAGAGUUCCAGGGGACGCUUCCGCACUUAAAAAAGAAUUCGACAUAAUCCCUAACUCUGGGUAUUUAAAGCCUAGAGAAAUCCAUAAUAUCCAGAUUGACUUUAUGCCGAUGACGGUUAAAAAGUAUGACUUAGUACUUGUAGUAGAUAUUGAAGGGGUCGGCCCAGAUAUGCACACACUCCCUAUCAAGGCUGAAUGCUUUGUGCCAAAAGUCGAACUGAUUCCUUCAGAUACAAUUGAUUUUAAGAGCGUCUUUUUGAGGCACCCAUAUGAAGACAAGCUUGAGCUAAAGAACAGAAGCAAACUGCAAGCCAAAUUUGAGAUGAUCCCACAGGACGAGCAAAGCACACUUAUUGCAGCUUUUACUCCUGACAGAGAAGAAGGGUUCAUUGACCCAAAAUCAAGCACCAUUGUAAAAAUCACGCUGUUUCCACAAAAGGCAGGACUUAUAAGGAUCCCAAUGCAUGUAAAAGUUUUAGGAGAUAACCAGCAGCCUCACAUGAUCACGCUUGUAGCUAAUUGCACAGGGCCUAUAGUAGAAGUUUUAACCCCAGAGCUGGACUUCGGGAAGGUAAAAGUCCUUGAAAAGUAUCCUUUGCAGGCAACUCUUCACAAUAAGUCUGAUAUUGAAGCUGAGUACCACGCCUUCACCAAAAACAAAGGCUCAGUUUUUUCUGUCGUUGAAAAAGAAGGGAACUUGAAGCCAGGCGAGGUCAGGGAUUUGACAGUAAUGUGCUGUGCUGACGAAUGCAUUUCUUUUAAUGAAAUUUUGUAUAUUGUAGUCAAGGAAGGAGAAGACGUAGAAAUCGUACUAAAGGCCAAAGGCACAGGAACCACUGCUUAUUGUGACGAUGAUAUUAAAAUUAUUGACUUUGGAACUGUUUUCUCUUGCAGAAACCAUGUAAAGAGGUACACAAUACAGAAUAAGGGCAGAAAACCCCAGAGGCUGAAAUGGAACAGGGAAAACCAAAGAGGGGUACUUGUGCCUGUUGUUGAAAACCAAAACAAGCAGACUUACAGAGGAACAACCGCAAACAACACUACCGGAGUUUCAGUGACGAAAGAAAAAGAUGCCAAAGAUGCUUAUAUCUUCAAUGUAAGCCCUGUUUCAAUUCUGCUGCAGCCCAAAACCCAAAUUUCUUUUGAAUUUACUGCAAAUAGUGCUACAGCAGGGGACCUGAGUGAAAAGUUAAUAUGUACAUCCUUGGUUGGGAAUGAAAGGAAAGACAGGGUCAUCUACGAGUGCGAGCUUAAAGGGAAAUUCAUUGAGCCAUUUCUGCAGUUUUCUGAGCCAGUGCUUCACUUUAGAUAUGUCUGGGAAAAAGGUGUCCAAAUAGAGCCUCUCUCGAAAAUGCUUGAAAUCACUUGUGCCUCGCUACUGCCUGCUAAUUUCUUAUUAAAAUGCAGCCCACCUUUCAAUAUUAGUAAAGAAAGGUUUUCCCUUGAGCCAGGCCAAACUGAGUCCUUAAGAGUAGACUUCGACCCUGGCCACAAGUAUGAUAGGAUCUCUGGAAAGGCUAUACAGAAGUUGCAAAUAAUCCACCAAGACCACCCACAAAAGGACAAUAUUGAGCUGAUUGGAGAAGUCUGCUUCCCUAAUGUAAAACUUGAAGCAAUGUCUGUUGACUUCGGCUGCAUCCUUAAUGAUACAUCUAAAAAGGUAUACAUGAAAAUGACAAAUGAUAGCAUUCUACCUGUAAAUUAUGACUGGGCCUUCGUUGAAGAAAUUCCUAUGGAGGAAAACAAAUUUAUUUUAGAAGAGCCAAAUGCAGAUGCAAGCACAGAAAGUUCAGUUAACCAAUAUUUUGAUAUUCUUCCUGUUAUGGGACACUUAGAGCCAGGAGAGUCAGAAACUGUGGAGUUUGCAUAUCACUCUCAGCUUGGCAAGAAGCAUGUCGCAACUGCCAUGUGCACUGUAGAAGGCGGGCCUGAGUACUAUCUGACACUAAUGGGAGAGUCUUCUAAUGUUGGGUAUCAGCUCUCAAGGUACUCUAUUGAUUUCGGCAAUGUCCCAUUUAACGAGUCUUCCCCACAAGAAUUCUUUAUUGAAAACCCUGGAAAGGUAUCUUUUGAGUACUCAAUCAGCCUAGAAAAACUCACAAGACCUGGAGUUGUUGAAGUAAUGCCAUCUCAAGGAAAAGUUGCAGCUGGAGAAAAAGCCAAAAUAACUGUAAAAGUGACCCCUGGGAUCCCAGAUACAGUUGAAGAGCUGCUUCAAAUAGAAGUCGCUCACUUUGAGCCUUUGCUUUUCAAGAUCUCAGCUUUAGGAAUUUACCCAGCCUUGCUUUUCCACUUACCAAGACCUGAAAAUGCUCUUCACGAUGAAUUAAUAGAGCAGGUGAAGUCCAGAAGGAACAUCACCAACAUGAGCUUCGACUCAGUCCUCCAGACCUCGAAAAAUGAAAGUAAAGCUGGCAAGGCUGUCAAAUUCGACCAAAUUGUAAUAGACGUGGAAGCUGAAGCAGACAGGAUAUUUGUGUGUCAAAAGUUGACAAAAAUUAUUGAUGAAUAUUACUCUAAAACGCUUAAAAGAAAAACCACGAGUAUGACUGAUGAAGGCAAAAGCUUAUGCACAGCACUGGCAGAAGUCCAUGAUAAGGUAACUGGAGCUGUGUGGGAGUGCAACUUCGGCAAUAUGGUACUUGGGAAAGACAAAACUAAAUGGAUAAGGAUGACUAAUAUUGGACAGCUACCAGUAAGCUUCAAUUUUGAUGUGAAGUUCUUGAAGUUCAAUGGUCUAGCAAUUGAGCCUGCAAAAGUGAACAGACUGGAAGCUGGAGAAAGUGUCAACUUUAAAAUAACUUUCCAAAGCAAUAAGAAAACAAUGCAAUUUGGACCAAUAAAGACAGUUACCACACUUCAAUUGAAAAAUGGGCUUAGUUACCAACUAUGCUUUAAAGCAAAUUUGACUAUCCCAGAUUUCAACAUGUCAAGUGAUAGCAUUGACUUCGGAAGGGUUAUAAUAGGCACUUUAUCUAUCGCCAAAAUUAGAUUCGAAAAUAUCCGAGAAGUCCCUUGUGAGUGGGCCUACGCACCGAAACACCCAUCAGCAGCUGCUGGGUCUCCUCCUGACUGGGAACGAUUCCAGAUAAAUCCUCCUUCAGGUAUGCUUCAGCCUAACCAAAAAUGCACAAUUGACGUCACCUUUACACCUACCCAAGAAAAAGCAAUAAACCAAAAACUUGAAUUUAAGAUCAGCAAUAACCAAGUCAAUAAAAUAUUGACACUAAAAGGAAAUGGAGUAGCCCAAACCUUAGAGUUUAUUCCUAAUAAAGUAGUUCUUGGGCCUGUGCUCACUUAUAGCAAAGAUGCUUGGAGUUUAGUAGAAAUGAAAAACCCUACAGACUAUCCUAUUGAGGUAUUUUCUCUGGACUUUGAUGGGCAGUACAAAGAUGAAGAAGAAAUUAUGAGAAACUUUGAAGGCUUUGAGCAGGGAACUGAAGAGAUGACUUCUUCUUUAACUGUUGCAUCAGAAGUAGGGCCAAGGAAAGAUGCAAAGCCUCUGUAUUUAGUUCCAAGAAAGCCUGGCAUGCCAGUAUGGCGAGACAUGGCCCUUUCUUAUGAGAGAAAACAAAAAAAGCUGCAGCAAGCUCAAAAAGACAAAGAAAUGGAAGAAAAGCUGAAGUCAGAAAAAGAUGAAGACAAAAAGCUAGCUGAGGACUAUUUCAAAAAAAGGAGUGAAGAAGCCGAAGAGACAAAAAUCGAAGAAAAAUUCCCAGGUUAUAUCCCUGAAAAAGACAGACAUAAUGUGAUCGUGUGGGGAAGACCAGGGAAAGGCAAAAGCUUCUUAGCCCAGCAUUUAGCUCAAAAGCAUGGUAGAGUCUUGAUUUCUCCGAAUUCAAUUAUUGAGUGGCAUUUAAUGCAAGGCGGAAGCUUAGCAGAAGAAAUCCAAAAAUUCCUUGAUGAGAUGAAGCUCAAAAAAGAAAAGGACAUCGCGGACAGAGAAAAAGCAAGAAAAGGCCGCAGAAAGGUAGAAGAAGUGCCAUUUGAUGAAAAAAUCUACAACCAUCUGCCUCUAGAAAUGUUGGAAAAGUUAGUUGAUGAAAGACUUAAAUAUGGAGACUGCAAUGCUGGAGUUGUAAUAGACGAUCUUAAAUGCGACUAUUAUCCAAAUGCAUUAUUCGGAGCUCAUUUGUUUGCUAAAGCUUUCCGAGAACAAAACAUCCAGCUUAUCAUUAUAGACACAGACUCGGAACACCGUGUAGAGCCUCAGUCAAUUGUAAUUGAAGACCCAGAGACUGACGUCUUCCACUUCAGAGAGCCAGAUCCCAAAGAAACUGAACUUUUUAAUAAAGAAAAAGAAGAGGUAAGGGCUGCUUUUCAUGGCUACAUGGUUGCCAAAGAUACUGAGGAAAACCCAGAAGAGCCAGGAAGAAUUGGAAAUAUUUUCGUAAAUGAAAUAGGAGCCAGCCAAAGCAAAGCUAGAGUUCUUGCAACUGCUUUUGAAAUUGUCCCAUUCCCAGUCUUUCCUGACCCAGAAAGCUUGCCUCUUCCUCCUCCACAAAUUUUGCAGAUUGUUUAUAAGCCAAGACAACGGCAUAAGAGGGCAGUUGUUAACGGCUUCAGCAUUUAUACUCCUAUUAAUCAGACUCUACUCCCUCAAGAAGUGAAAGAAGGAGAAGAGUCAGCAGUCAAGUUGGAUGUGAGGGAUGAAAAUCUUGACAAAAGCAAAGCCAGAUGGAUUGUUGAUGCUCAUUGCUCCACUUAUUUAUUGAUAAAAUUCUUCUCAAAAGAGGUGGGAAACUAUGAAAAUACUCUACAGUUUGAAAUUAUGGGAGGCUCUAAGCACUUCAAUCUUCCUUGCUCUUGCUCUUGCCAAUUCCCAGUCAUAAACUCAGACCCUCGAAACGUCUUCCUAAAGCGAAAAAAAUCAAGACCAAUCGCAAUUCCUGACUGCUACAUCUCGAAAUGCUAUAUCAUGAGUGAAAGCAGAUUUGACUUCGGACCACUGCUUAUCGGCAAAAACCCUGACAGAAAAGACGAAGAAGGAAUCAAGAAAACCAAUUGCGAAUCUUUUAGGAUCACAAACAAUGGGCUUUAUCAAGUUAAAGUCGACUAUGCCUUAGCAAGCUCAAUAGGAGACACAAAAUCAGUAUUUGUUUUUGACCCAGAAAGCAUGACUUUAGAAUGUGACGAAACGAAAGACUUGAAUGUCUGGGCAUUCCCAGGAGCUAUCGGCGAAUUUACAGACUCCUUGGUAGCUUUAAUCCAAGGAAACCCUACACCAGUCAUUUUCCCACUAGUCUGUCAAGGUGAAAAACCAACUGCUGAAGUUGACCCAGAGCUGAUUUCUUUUGAAAGAAUUCUUCUGACUCAAAACAUCACCAAGUCUUUAACCGUCAAAAACAUCUGCAAAAUUUCACUUAAAUGGAGCUUAGCAGGAAUUGAUGCUCUACCUGCAGAGUUUAAGGUUGACAAGAAGGAAGGAAUUUUGAAGCCUCAAGAAACAGCAACUGUCUCAAUCACGUUUACAGCUAUAAAGCAGCAAAAAUUCCAGCAGAAAGUGACACUUGAAGUUACAGACGUAGAGAAAAUAGGAGUCAAGCAAGACCCAAAGCCUAUUUCAAUUGAAGCUGAAGCUUUUGAUGUGAAAGCAAAAGUGGACUUUGGCGCUGGAAGCAAUAUAAUUAACUUCGGAGAUGUUAGAGUUUUCGAAGAAGCCCAGCGUGGGUUUAACUUAGUCAAUGAAGGGAUAUAUGAAAUCAAAUACAAUUUUAUUAUGAAGAAAAAACAAACCCGAGAAAUGUUUGCUUGCUCUCCAACAGAAGGCUCGAUUCUACCUAACCAAACUCAGCCAUUCGUGGUGAAGUUUAAGACUGAUAAAGAAAAAAAAAUUGAGCCUGCAAAAGAAGAAUCUGGCAUAAAACUUGCAAUUUUGGAAGGAGGAAGUGGCCAAAAAUAUGAAGAAUUCCCUAUAAAUGUCGCGUGCAAUGCAGUCUUCAGUAAGUAUAGUAUCCAUCCGCUAAGAAAUAUAAACUUCGGCCCUCUUAGGUAUGGAGAAAAUCGAAGCAGGACUUUCGAAGUGAAAAAUGAAGGGAUAUUUGACUUUGAGUUCUCGAUAACUGAGCUUAUUGAUGAAAGACAGCGAGCACAAGAAAGGGCAGCUCGGAAGUCAACGCCUAAAGAAGAGGUCAAAGGAAAAGGAAAAGAAGAAGCCAAGAAAAAACAAGCUGAAAAGAAACCUGCAAAAGGAAAAGAAGUUGUCAUUUCAGCUGACAUUGGCCCAUUCAAUAUUUCUCCUAGCCAAGGGACUGUUCCAAGAAACAGCUCUGUGCUCAUUAAUGUGACUUUUAACGCUGAUGGCUCUCGGCUCUAUGAAAAAACUCUUGCAAUUAAUAUUUCAAACAGAGACCCGACUGAUAACCCUCAAGGAAUUCCAUAUGUCCUAGCUGGUGAAAGCUGUAUCCCUGGAGUAAAUACAUGGGACUUCGAUGCCAUUUUUGAAGAGCAAACUGUGGUCCAGUCACUAGAGCUCGCGAAGGGUGCAAACCCAGGCACACUUAUGCCUUCAAAAAUUUUCUCUAUUGAAGAAAAUGUAUUCCUAUACGGGACUUAUACUUCUGCGAAAACCCAUGAAGGCAUUAUAGAAAAAUUCAAAAUAAUGAAUGCAGCAAAAGUGCCAGCAAAUAUCAUUACAUUACAUUAGGAUUUAUACGUUUAACGUCCACUACGGGGUAGACUUUCUCCCAGGUCUGCCGCUUACCUUUCGCCGCAUCGGGCCCACAAGUUGCUGGAGCAAUCCGCUUCGAUCACUAAGGUGCGCCUAGGGCAAACGUCACAGACUUCGACGGCUCAUAAGUGAGCUACUUGCUUGUGGACAUGGGUUGCUUUUUAGAAAACCCAAAAAAAUGGAUUUUCUGGCCAGCUCUCGGCAAAAAGGAAAAACACGUAGCCCGGGACGUAACGCCCGGUUUCACGCUAGGGAGUUGCCCGAUUGGUCCUAAGGACUUUGCUGAGCUUCCCCUUUCCACUUCCGUGCUCUCCUUCCCCAUGAGGAAAAAACCAUUCCUGAAAGUAGACUUGGGCUAGGCUCUGAACACAAACAGAAUGCCAGCAAAUAUCACCUUUUCAGUAAAGCCAAGGACAACCAGCAAGUCUGAAGGAUUUGCGUUUGAAGUAGUUCCACUCAAAGUUCAUAUCCCACCACACUCCCACGAAUAUGUGAAAGUUACUUUUAAGCCUACUGACAUGCUGUCAUAUGGAGGAAUCUUUGAAGGAGUUGUAGAAUUUGGAGAACCUAAUCCUAAAACACAUAAACUUACCUUUGAGCUCAGAGGUGAAGGGUUAGGUUAGGCUAUUAUAGACAGGGCGUUAGUCAUAUUGGUGACGCAGUCUCCAAAGACCAUCCCAUAAAGGUAGGUUCGACUGCUUUUCGACUUCAGUCCCAGAGGGUCGAUCCCUCUUAUGGCUGCCCUUCCGGUACCUUCUGUCUCCUUCAUGCCUUGCGGCUUCAGUCCUGAAUGGGCGGCUUAUGAAUUUUGCGGCCCUACAACGGACGAUUGGAGUACUUGUAGCCCGGGCAGAAACCCCCAAUUUUUGGGGAAGAGGAAUGGCCAUAGGUCCUCGGAUUCAAACGAUGUUGUUGAGCACCUCUAUUUCCAACCACAGGAAAGCAGCCAGCAUUUACCCGAAUACACAUUUCUUGGGCCUGCACUUGAUUCUUGGCUCGUAAUCCGUCCCAGUUCGCAGUAGCUAUAAGACCCAGACUGCUGCACAAAGGAGGCAGAUUGACACGUAUCGCCAUCAUAAUGUAUAAUUUUAUUCAGGGUGAAGGGACGUUGCCAACAGUCACUCAAAUAAACCCUUUAUUAGCUGAAGAUGGGAAGUCACUAGUCAAGUUUGCUAAAACAAGGGUUGGAAAGACUUCGAAAGCCCUGAUUAACCUUAUGAAUGGAGGAGUUAUCCCAGCUACUGUAAAAGUCGAAAUGGAGUAUCAUAAGAAUUUCAAGUUCCAGGAUACCAUGAGUGCAACUCUUCAGCCAAAAACCAGCAUGAGUUUCGAAGUCUUUUACACUCCAGACGUCGUACAAAAAGCAACACACGAGCUGAGGAUAACCACUUUAAGCAAUCCUUAUGAGUCUCAGCUCUACUCCUUAAUCGGAGAAGGCUACCAAGAAGAUGUCAUGUUCACCCACCUCCCAGACGACAAAGAAGACGAGUGCAACUUUGGAGACUGCAUCGUUGGGCAAGAAAAAUAUCUCACUUUCCACCUUCAUAACUUCACAGACAAAAUCAUCAAGUUCGAAUGGCCUGAAAGACCUCACUUCUUUUUCAGCCCUUCAGUCGGACAUCUAGCACCUAAAUCUAGCAAAAAAAUCACCUUGACUUUUAAAGCAGAUGAAACUCAAGAGUACAAAAACCUGGACCUAAUCUGCCAGACUAUACAAAUUAAUCAAGCCUCAGCGCAUUUCGAAGACUGGGACAAUUCUAUGUUUGACACUCGCAUGGUGACUCAGAAACAAUAUGAGAAAAUCAUGAAGAGGAAAGAAGAAGAGGAAAAAAGGAAAAAAGAAGAGUAUGAAGCCUCAUUGAAAAAAGGAGCCAAAAAGGCAGCGCCAGCAGCGAAGAAAAAAGAAGAGAAAAAAGCAGAAGUUGUGGAAGAAGAAGUUGAUGAUGGAGAAGCGAAUAUUGAGAUUAAUGAAGUAAGAAAAGAGCCAACUUUCACAGAAAUUGAUAAGACACAGAAACAAGUACCUUUAAAGGUCAGUGCUGUCGCUGAUUAUAUAAGGUACAAUUGCGAAUUUCAAGAAAUCAGGUUUGCGUCAACCCUUAUGUUUGCAUCAAGAAGCUAUAAGUUGCCUUUGAAAAAUAUAGCUAAAAUCGCUAUGCCUUAUAGAUUCAAAAAAUAAAUGGUGACGUCGACGGAAAUUGGACUCCGAGGCGACACCUCCUAAUGGAGCAGUGGACCGGCCAGAGAGGUGGCGAAAUGUACCUUCAGAGAGUAGACUAUCUGAUUGGGAAGCUUGCCUAAACAUGGUGUUUUGUUUCUCCUCGAAGGUUUUCCCUGUCCCUGCCAGAUGGGCUAGACAGGUUUUGCCUACCACAAGGUCUUUCCUCAUCGGGACCAUCGGGGCGCUAGCAAGAAGUGGCCCUUCGCAGGAUGAGCUAAUCUCCUGGACAGGUGGUUCAGGUCGGAAAUCCAAAAUGGCGUCAUCCCAUUUUGGAUACGAGACGGGGCGUAUAGUCAGCGCCUGCGGAGGAGAUUAUGGUAGGAUACUUAAUAAUCUAAAUAAUCUUAUAGAUUUAAGAUUUGUUCAUCCACCACUGGGAAACUAGAUGCAGGCCCGUAUAGUGUUUCUCCAAGAGAAGGAGUAAUUGCCCCUGGCUGUGUCGAAUUCAUCAAUAUCAAAUUUUCGCCUUCUGAAGUAGAGUCGAUUAAUGAGCGCCUCUUAAUCUGCUCCUUGAACAACCUCGCCCCUGAAUUAAAGCCACUUGUUAUAGAGCUCAGAGGUAAAAGUAUACGGCCUAUCUGCCACUUUGAGCUGCCUCCAAGCACUUAUAGAGAGAAAAAAGCUCAAGACAUGGCCCCAGUUGACAGCAGUUACCAGAUUCUUGAUUUUGAAAGCAUGGGGACGAAAGUGAAAAACACCAAACGAUUCUACGUCGUCAACCCCACAAGCCAAGGCUACGAGUUUGUCUGGGAGCCUGAAGAAGUUGAAGGCAGCGAGUUUUCGCUUAAGCAGUUUAGCUGUGUAACUCCUAAAGGCGUAAUUCUGUCAGGCAAGAAAUUUGAAAUGGCUUUUGAAUAUACCCCUGAAACUGUAGGAACUCACGAAAGCUAUUGGAAAUUCCGAAUUCCAGGUGAAAAAAUCACUCAAAAAUUCCUAAUCGUUGGGACUGUUCUCGAGCCUCAUGUUUCCCUUGAAAAAGGAAUGAUAGACUUCAAUCAGCUUUUAAUAGGUGGAAAAGCCAAAGAAACUAUUCAACUAAUUAACGAAGAAAUUAUCCCCUUCAUAUUCUCUUUUGACCGUGAUUCUAUUAAAGGAGAAGAAUCGUAUGGAGACUCAUUGGUUGUUUCUCCAAUAAGUGGAGAAAUCCCUCCUCAAGGCUCAAUUCCAAUAGAGAUCACUUUUAGGCCUAAGCGUGAAACAAGGUUUAACUAUAACUUGGUCUGUAAUGUAAAAAGAAAGGCUAGACAACUGGUGCUAAACGUUAAAGGUGUAGGCUAUGUGAUUUCACAUUCAGUCCACUAUGAAAAUUCACGUGCUUUGUUAGUGGAUGAGCCUUGUGAGGUGAAUUUUGGUGACAUUUUUAUUAAUGAAUGCCAAAGUAGAUCAGUUAAAAUCACGAAUUCAGGCAAAUUUAACUUUGAUUUUUCCUGGAAAAUGCCAAACUCUUCUCGCUAUGUUGCAAUUUCUCCUGAGCAAGGGACUGUUAAAUCUGGAGAAAGUGUAAGUAUUUAUCUCAAAUACUCCCCGCUUACGGAGCACAAGCUUUCUAAAGCUAAAUUCCAGCUUAGCAUCGUCAGUGGACCUAUUUAUUCGUUUAUCUGCAAAGGAAGCGCAAGGAAGCCUGGCGUCCAAUUCAGCUUUAUAGAAAAAGAUUUUGGGCCUUGCUUUGUGCUAAGAACUCUUCUCACAAAAACAGCAAACCUAGAGAUCGUCAACUACGACAAUACUGCUAUUUCUGUUGAAACUAAUUUCGAAAGGCUCCCUCACAUUGAUGUUCAGCUUGCUCCUGGGCAAGUUUUGCUUCCAACUUCACCUACUGAUCCUGAGCUUGAGAAGAAAAAGCUUAUAGUUCCAAUUCUCUUUACCCCUAGAGAUCACGUCGUAUAUCAAGAAACCAUUGAAUUCGAUAUCAACAAUAUCCAUAAAAUCCAGGUAAAAGUCAAAGGUGAAGGCUGCCCAGUUAAGCUUGAGCUUGGGAGCCGAGAUCAAGAAAUUGUCGAUUUUGGUGUGUCCAGGGCAGGAGUUGAAAAAACUAAAACAGUUCAGCUGCUCAAUAAAUCCAAACGGUCUGUGAAUUUCUCUCUUAUUGAUGGUAGUGGGUUAGAUACUCUUAAAAAGCAUUCUGUGACUUAUACCCCUGAUAAAGAAGUUAUCUUAAAGCCAAAGCAAACAUUGCCGAUUGAAAUAGGAUUUAAGCCAAAAGAAAGACUUCAUCCGUUUACUGACGAUCUAUUAGUGAAGUUUGAUAAUGGAGAAACAAGGAAGCUGUUAUGCUUUUUUGCCUUGAGUGGCGCGGUACGGGCGCCACUUUCGGCAAGCUCCUUCUUCCAGUUGGCCGAGCCAACUCAGGUUGGUUCGGCCAACUAGAAUUGACAAGUCUCCCCAAAAGGCCUCACUUGUCAAUUCUCCAGUUGGUCGAACCAACCUGAGUUGGCUCGGCCAACUGGAAGAAGGAGCUUGCCGAAGUGGCGCCCAUACCGCACCACUCAAGACAAAAAGCUAUAACUAUUAGUGGAGCUUGUCAUGGGAUUGAGCUAAAGCUUAUGGAAGAAGUAGUCAGCUUUGGAGUUGUCAUACAAGGGAGCCACCAAAGUAAAGCAAUCCAGCUCUUAAAUAUUGGAGACAUUCCUUGCCGUUUUCGAGAAAUAAGAUGGUGUCACUAACAGAAAUAGGACUCUGGGGUGACACCUCCUUAUGAAGUGGUAGAUCAGCGCGAUGGGCAGCCAAAGACACUCUUCGGAGUUAAGUAGAACAUUUCAAUAGAAAGUCUGUUGAAACAGGGUGUUUUGUUUCUCCCCAAAGGUUUUCCUGCCGGAUAAGCUAGACAGGUUUGCCUACCACAUGAUCCUACCUUGUCAGAAAGAGCGGAGCACUCUAAUCCCUUGGAGGGUUUCAGGUCAAUGAUUCAAAAUGGUUGCCUUCCAUUUUCUAAUUUGAACUUGGAGGUCUAUGGAACCUACUAUUAUGGAGCCUUGAAGAGACAAGGAAGUGGGUUGCCCGCUUAUGUCCAGAUUAACCGUUUAAUUUUUUGAUUUGCCAUUUCCAAUGGGAUUCUUCUAAAUAUAGUGAGCACUUCACCAUUUCUCCAGAUCAAGGAAUUAUUCAAGCCAAUGCCGAGCUUUAUUUUGAUAUCACUUUCCAUCCUGCAUUUAUCUCCCCUGAUAUUCGCAUUAAUAUAAAUAAAAUGGCAUUUGGUUCGAGAGAAAUUGGCUCUGCCAAUUUUCUCUCUCUCAUGGAAUUUUAUUUAUGGGGUUGGGUUUUCUCUUGAGAACUUCUGCACAGCAACAGCCGUCUAACUUUGGGGAUAACCAAAGACACGGCUCCUCAGUGCAUUCAAGACACUCAGAGUUUUACCUCUGAGCACAUCCCCACGGGAGGAUGACCCUUAGGCGGAACACGCGCAGGAGCUGAGUCGGAGCGAGCGAUGGCAACGCGCCGGGUGAGAUGUGCGGCGAUUUAUCUGGCGACUAGCCUUAUAGAAGGCUUGGGUGUGGGCUGACCACAUAUUCCAAGAUGGCUUGGUGACGUCACUAGUUGUCGCUUUGACCCCUUUUUUAUUGCACUAGACACAUUAAAGACUAUGUAACUAAGUAAGUAAGAUAUUCGCAUUAAUAAAAUCCCUUGCAAUAUCCAAGGUUCUGACCCUAUUUUCCUUACCCUUCAUGGCUCUUGUAUACCUCCAACACCUGAGUCCACAAAAGACCUGCGAUUUGAAGCUAUAGUGAGAGAAUCUCAGAUACAAAAAGUUCAAGUCAAAAACCCUACAGCGGCCAAAUGGCGAAUUCAGCCCAGCAUAAGCACGAAUUCAGACUUUACCAAGAAAUACUGGACUUGUGCAAGCGCCUUGGAAAUCAACCCGAACUCAAUUGCUGAUUUUGAGGUUUCUUACAAACCAAUCACGAUGACAACUCCAGAGCUCCUUCACCAAGCCACACUUUUCUUCCCUCUUCCUGACGGCACUGCUCUGCUUUUCAAUCUAAUUGGAGCUUCUAAGCCUCCUAGACCAGUCGAUACAGUAAUCCAAGAAAUUAAAGCAAAGGUAGCGAAAAUUUUGAUUUUGCCUGUCAAAAAUUGGCUUGAAGUAGUCCAACGAUUUGAGGUGAAAUGGGACAUUGAAGGAGAAGCUGACCCUGCUGUGCUUAUUCGAGGAGCUAGCACUUUUGAUGUACCAGCUUACAGCACUAAAGAAUAUAAGCUGAAUUUCCUUACAUAUAAAACUGGAGUCACAAAAUUCAAAAUUACCUUUACAAAUCCUGCAAAUAAAGAAUACAUAUUUUUCAAUAUAGAAAUGAGGGCUCUGCAGCAAGAACAGCAAGGAGUUGUUGAGCUAGUGAGCCCUGUAAGGGAAGUCACUCAAAAAGUUAUAAUGAUUGCAAAUCCUCUUGAAACGCCUAUAGAAAUUACAAGAGCUAUGAUUGUAUGUGAUAAUGAAUAUGUGUCAAUAGAGCCUGAAUGGCUUGAAAUCCCUCCAAAAUCAGAAUCGGGAAUCGAAGUAAUAUACAGGCCACUCAUUGUUGCUGAAUUGCAGUCAAAAUUGUCUGUGAAAUCGGCCCAGCUUGGGGAAUUUAAUUAUGUUUUGCAGCUUAAAGGCAUUCCUAACACAACUCAUAGAAAUCUGCACUUUGCGACUUCGCUUGGCACUGAGCUUGUGCAAGCAUUCAGGUUCCAGCAUUUCUUGAAGAAGCAAGUCCAAUACCAAAUCAAACUAGAAAAAAUAAAUGGCACAGGCCCAGCUGACUUCCUUGUAGAUAAGCCUGUCAUUGAUGCACCUAUUUGUUCGAAUUGGGAUGGUAUAGAGAUUUCGCUACCAGUCAGAUAUGAGCCAAGCACACUUGGAGAAAGUCGAGCAAUGAUGACCGUUGUCCAUCCUGAAGGAGGGGAGUAUACUUGCUUAUUGUUUGGACACUCAUCGUCUCCUAUGCCACAAGGGCCUUUCAAAUGCAUUCCUGCAAAAGGGACUGGUAUUGACUUUAGAAAUCCGUUCUAUGAGCCUAUGGAGUACACAAUCAGAAUUGAUAACCCUGCUUUUACAAUUUCAACGAAAUCUCCUGUGAGAUUGGACUCAAAGAAAUCGAUUUCAAUACAAGUUGUGUAUAAGCCGCAAGAAGGAAAACCACCUACUGGUAGAAUGAUCAUCACUGCAGGCGACUUGCCUCCGUGGAUCUAUUACCUUUCUGGAGAAUAA